UCCAUUCUCAUCCUCCAAAUUCAUUUCCACCGUCGCUUCAAAAUCCCACCGCCGAUAACAAAAGCGCGGGAAAACCAAACCUAAUCCAUCCCAUAAACUGUGCAUCACUGCCAACCAACGGUCGCAUACACAACUCUCAGUGGAAGUGGAACAGAUAGAUUGAACUUUGAAGCCGAUAAAUCUCGUUUCCUCCAUUACACUGAGUAUCUCUGUGUUUUUAGGGUUUCAGGUCUUCUUCCAUGGCGCCGAAAAAGCGAAGCAAGAUCCAGGAAGACGAGACGGCGGUGGCGAAGCCGGUCCCGGCGUCGUCGAGGGUGACGAGAAGGUCGCCCCGGCUGGCGGGGAACUCGAAGGCCGAUUUGACGGUGGAGGAGACUGUGGUGAAGUUGCCAAAGAGGAAGAAGGCGAAACGUGGUCCGAAGGAGAAUGGGAAGGCGGAGGAGGUUGAAAAUGAGGGAGAGGAUCUUGACGCUGCCUCAGAGAAGCUUGGCGUGGAAGCUAAGAACAGAGCGGUUGUGAUUGAACAUUGUAAGCAGUGCCAAUCGUUCAAGAAAAGGGCGAUGGAGGUGCAGAAUGGUCUAGAGAAGGGUGUUCCUGGAAUCACUGUUCUGCUCAACCCUGAUAAGCCAAGAAGAGGGUGCUUUGAAAUUCGGAGUGAAGAUGGCGAGAAGUUUAUCAGUCUUCUGGUUGCGUCGUGUUAGGACAUGAAGCGACCGUUUACACGAAUGAAGGAACUGGACAUGGAGGAGGUAAUUUCAGAUAUCAUUGAGAAGAUAAAAGGAUAAUGAGAAAACCCUUGAUGAUAGAUGAUAUAUAUGACUAAUUGGCUGCUGGCUUAUAAGGAUUAUGCACUGUUCUUUUGUGGGAGUAGCUUUGAUGGUGGAAACUUGAAUGCCAAUGUCAAUGUGUGUGCUGGUAUUCGAUUGCAAAGGUGAAGCCAUCAGGUUUGAACAACAAUCACAGGGUGGGUUUAUUUUGAAUGGGUUGUCCUUUGUAUUAAUGAUUAGACAGAGUGGCUCUAUAUUGUUUGUGUUUGUGUUUUUUUUCUUAAAUGACGGAUGGGUUUUGAAAGUCAAUUUUGCACUUAUAACACAUUGUGGUAUUCUAGGUCUAAUUUUCUAAA
Messenger RNA from Cucurbita moschata (crookneck pumpkin), 1123 nucleotides. Its product is annotated as selenoprotein H-like. The record is from RefSeq and is a predicted model, not a curated record. Lineage: Eukaryota; Viridiplantae; Streptophyta; Magnoliopsida; Cucurbitales; Cucurbitaceae. Gene Ontology annotation, cellular component: Golgi apparatus. The coding region runs from base 240 to 701 and encodes 153 amino acids. The transcript has 4 exons.